AUGAAUAAUAAUAAGAUAAAUAAAUCUAUCGAUAUCCAAAAUGUAUAUCCUCUACCAGAUGAAAUAUUCAUCCGCAUAUUUUCUAAUCUUUCAUUCAAAGAUCUUGUAACAACUAAAACUGUAACAAAAAAAUUUUGUUUACUUAUUGAAAAAUAUUAUUUUCUUAUGAAUAGAGAAAAACCUUUAAUAUUAUAUAUUACAAAUAAAUCUCAACAAUCAUUACCAUCAUCAUUUUCCAUAACUAUUAGUCUAGUUGUCCAAAAAAAUGAAACUAAUUUUUCUAAAAAAAAUAUUAGUAAUAGAAAUGAACUUGUAAGAAGUUUAAGAAUGUUUAAUAUGAUAAAUCUUAAUUCAAUAAUUAUUACAAGUUGUAAUAAUAUUGGAAUAUAUAAUGUAAUAAAUACAAUAUUUCCUCAAAAAUUGUCAAUCAAAUCAUUUUGUAUUAAUACUUUUACUCAUAAAGAUAUUAAAGAUUUUGAAAUAUUUGUUAAAAAAUUAGAAAAAAUAGAAGAACUUGAAAUUAGACAUAUAUGUUAUAAUAAAAAUUAUGAUAUUAAUUAUUUAUGGAUAAAUUUAUCAUGUAUUACAAGUUUACAAAAAGUUGUCUUUACAGAAUGUAAAAAUACAAAAUUUUUAAAUUUAAAAUUUUUAUUAGAAUUAUUUGAAAGAAAUAUUCAAUUAAAAUAUAUUGAUAUCAGAUCACCAAAUAAGAAUUUUAUAAAAGAUAUUGGAAAUAAUUUUAUUGAAAAAGAAGAAUUAAUUGAGUAUGAAAUUUGUAAUCAUAAUGAUAUACAAAUUCAUCUUUAUACUGAAGGAGAAGUUGGUGAUAUUUUUGUGAAUACAAAUAAUAAUAAUUUUGAAAAUAUAAGAAAUUACCAAUUUUUAGCAACCCUUCAUCAUGAAGAAAUAUCAUUUGAAAAACUUUGUAAAUUAUGCCAUCGAAAUUGGAGGAAAUGGGAUAUGUCAUGUAAGUCUAAAGACUUUUCUUUUCAUGAUAAUUUUUUAUCAUAA
This is a messenger RNA of Strongyloides ratti, 1011 nucleotides long. Its product is annotated as F-box domain-containing protein. The transcript has 2 exons. Gene Ontology annotation, molecular function: protein binding. The record is from RefSeq and is a predicted model, not a curated record. Bases 1 to 1011 code for a protein of 336 amino acids. Lineage: Eukaryota; Metazoa; Nematoda; Chromadorea; Rhabditida; Strongyloididae.